Molecule: messenger RNA, 5160 nt
Organism: Sordaria macrospora k-hell
Lineage: Eukaryota; Fungi; Ascomycota; Sordariomycetes; Sordariales; Sordariaceae
Cellular component (GO): nucleus
Source: RefSeq, a predicted model, not a curated record
AUGUCGCGCAAUAAACAGCCAUUGACCGCGGCGACUGCGAAUCCCAAUGCUGCCUCUGCCGCCGCCGCCGUCUUCAAGCGCAAUGAAGCUCAGCAAGCCUCGAACCUGUCGGCCGCUGCCGCCGCCGCCGCCCUCCGUGCCCGACCCAUCACUCCGACCAAUGUCGCCGAAAUCCAGACGAAGCGCACCGUUCGGCGCAGUGCCUCCGUGGCAUCCACACGUACGAACCCCGAUACCCGCGGAAGACCAAACCUACGGCGCAGUGGGAGCUCGAGCUCCAUGACCGAACGUACCUUUCGAAGCCCCAGUCCACACCGACCCGAUAGCAGAAACUCCAGACGUCGCCAGUCUCAGUCCAUCGAAGAGCUACCCCCUGUUCCAGCAUUGCCCAAGAGUGUGGCCACGACCGUUGGAAUGACGGGGACGAGCGCGGCCCAGAAGAGUGCGCACCGCAGAACACAAAGCCUGGGCGUCGAACGCGCCCCAUCACAGAAACUGGGGACGGACGAUGGCCCAGCUUGGUUUGGGCCCGCAAAGGUGGGAGACCUGUCAAGCGUUCGGAAAACGGAUUUCGCAAUGGCAAGCCCUCCAUCGAGUCCACCCCAGAUUGCGGUGCAUCAGGAAGAUCGGCCUGAAAGUCGGGCGUCAUCCAUCAACUUCUCGUAUCCAGCCCGGGUUAGGGUCGGCUCACCGCCAGUAUCCCCGGCUGAUACCCGCAGCACCACCGACUUUCCGGCCCAAGAUUCCCAAUCGGCGGUCCAGCCCCAGCGGUCAAGGGGUUCCCUAUUAUUAGAGGCGGGGACCCCAUCCUCCACUCGACCGCGAGCUUCCUCCGCCUCCGCCGCUGACCAAACAUUGGUCUACGAUCCCAACUCCCGCCGGAUGAUCAGACGUUCCGACCUCCUCGCCGUUGAACACGCCAUCGUAGCAGCAUCGCAGCAACCUACUCGUUCCAAGAAGAAGAAGCAUCCACCCAAGGCUGGGCAACACCUCGCACAAGGCACCGUGGGUCGUACUAAGAGUAACGUCCCAACAAGCGACCAGACCGGUAAUACCGGCACCGCUAUCACGACAAGGACAGCUCCACAGGUACAAGCACCAGCCCCUGUUCAACAAUUACCAGCAGCACAAGUCUCGCGACAGGAGACUCAAGAACGGUCACCCUCACGAUCUCCCGUAAUUUCUCCAGCUACCCAACCACAGCCGACUGAACAACCACAGGAAGAGGACUCGGACGUCGAAGAAGAGGAAGAAGUCAUCACCGAUCACCAUCACCCAACAACAUCAACACCAAUGGUCGUAACUAAGGAUGGUCGCCCAAUGGUGAGGAGGUUGCCAUCCAUUGUGAGGGAGGAGCCGGAGGAAGAGUCAGAGUCAGAUGAGGCAAACACAUCGAGGGGCUCUAGUGCUCUCGACUCGAUACCAUCUCGACAGAGGAUAGUCUCGCAUACCCGCUCGCAAUCAGAACAACAUCCAAUACAGUCAUCUUCCCAAGCUAGUCAACUACCAAUACGGGCAGCUUCAGUGUCUCAGAGAAAGAACCAACCUCACCGGGCUUCAUCAAUAAGCCCUGCUCGACAAGCACACUUUGGACCUGUUCAGGAUACUCUAACUGUUAGGCAUUCACCACCACCCCGAUCAGUCUCCCCACGAAAGUCGGCUCUAAAACAGACCAGCCCCGCCCGCGGCCCAUCGCCCUCGGAUCUCUCGUCGGAAGCCUCAUGGAGUACAGACCGGCCCGUGAAACGGAAGAAGUCCGUGCGUGUAAGCUUCGAUGAUGAAACCCAACCAGCCAUCACCGUCGCCGAACCUGCCCCUAAGGAGCGAUCGAUCUCACCACCUUUGGCUAGCCCUACCGGUAUCCGUCGAUGGGCAAACGUGGACUUGUCGGCAACACUCGAUGAUGAGGAGACUAUGAAGCCACGGCCGGCGCUUCCCAGCUUUGGCAGUGUGAGGAAUGUCAGGAAGCCACAGUUACAGGAAGCGAAAGAAGAUGAACGACCGCUUCGACCGAUAGGAGAUGUUUCUUACACUGCGCCAUACACAACGCCACUUCCCCUGAGUCCUGUAGCUGAAAGUUUUGCGCAAAGCAGUGACCAUGCUAUAGGUGGCAUGCUGCAAAGGGAACGCGAGGAACGGGUACGAAGUCCAGCUAAUAUCUCACGGUUUAGAGAGCCGCUUCCACCGGUGAUUACGUCGGUGGAGGGAGGUGGAUAUGCUAGCGAUGACAGUGACGGGUCGACCAGUCUUGCGUCCGAGAUGACAGGCAGCUUAUACGACUAUCCGAGUUUCAUGGAUCCGCCACCACAGCCGCGCCGCAACUCGCUAUCUUCACCACAAGUAUCUCCAGUCAAGACGGCCUUUCAGAAUGGCAACACCCCCGCUAUCCACUCAAUGUUUACUCAGGAGGAAGCUCGGCGACGGAAUAGUGCUCCGAAUAUCCCGGUUAUCUCCUUGACGCAGCCAACUCCCCCAGUGAGCCAGAACGACACGCCCAAGUUCUUUGUGGAAGUCCCCGGUGGGUUUCCCGAAGACUCGGAUACGUCCAAGAGUUCGGCCACUGGUGUCGAACAAGCUACUGGACAACAGACAACAGGCACUCAAUCACAGCCGGUUUCGGAAAGCGAGUCGGAUGACUCAAGUGUAUACGCUGAUGCCUAUGAGGAUCUUUCCGAGGCUGAAGGGGAGGGCUUUCAGUCACUCAAUGCUGUUUUGGACUUUCCUGGAGCCAACAACUCCUACCAACAAGAUACAUCUGACACUCCGUCGCCUCUCGAUCCGCCACGAAGUCUUGUACCUGCACUUUCGACCGCCACGACCGCCAUUGGGUCUCACUCCGGAGAGUCGCCUCAAGAGGACGACUGGGAGCGGGCCAAGGCUUACUGGAGGAGUCUUACAGCUGAGCGACGAGCACAGCUGGAAUGGGAAGCCAAGGAGGAUGCCGGGAUCGAAGGUGACAGGGAAGAAAUGAGCGCACCGGUAGAGAAGCCUAGGAGGAAGAAGUCGGUUGAGAGGAGGAACUCCGAGAGGCAGGCUUUGGCUGUGCAAAUGGCUCGUCAGAUGAUGCUUGAGCAGCAACGACAACAGCAACAGCAACAACAACAACAACAACAACAACAACAACGGCAACAGAAGCAGCAGUCGCGUCAGGAGGAACAACCCCGGAAGAAGAACACCAAGGGGAAGGCAAAGGAAGCGGCCGCCCCUGCCCCUGCGCCAGCUCGCGUGAUCCCCGAUCGUACCUAUCAGAUCAAGCCAGGCACCAAGUGGGAGGAGCCUGAAGUUCCCGUAGCACCGAUGGCAUCGACGAUGACGAUGCGAACUACUAUGCGCAGUGCGCCUCCUCAACCCAAGGCUGCCCCCGUGAACGAUGGACCUCGACUCCGCAAAUCCCUGCGCUCUGAGCCUCCGGCCGACCGCCGAGCAUCUUACCCAGAUCCCGGUCCGGUCCCUGCAACAUCUCAACUCACGAAACGAGAACGUCGUGCAGCUUCGGAGACUCCGGCUCCGGCUCCGGCUGCGACUCCCCGAACCUCUACAAUCCGCCUAGCAAGCACACAUCAGUCACACAUUAAGCGCCGCGGCUCUACCAGCAGCGAGAGCAGCUUCAAGCGAGCCCGUGCUAGUUCAGCCGGCGGAGGCCUUUCUGCUGGCGGCUUCCCGAAAUCACUCCGUCCGAACUCGCCAGCUGCUGGAUCCGUAGAUAGUCGCGGAAGUGGCACUAAGCUUCUCACCUCUUUGCGAGCUAUGACGCCUACCAACUCAAACUCUAAACUUGACACGCCACCCUCUAGCAGGGGGACUAUGGGUUCCGGCACAGGUAUGGGUAUGGGUAUGCGCACCACGCUGCGUGACUCUGCGGCGAACAUUGGUGGAAGGAGAAGUCCCGGUGGCAUGAAGAUGCCUACACUGGGAAAGAAGGGAGGCGCUGAUAAGAAGAAGAGGACGUCGACUGGAACUAGGUUCUCCAGCCGGUUCGGAGAUUCGAGCGAUGAGGAGGAUGCCGGGAGUUCCAGCAGAUUUAAAAGCCGUUUUGACGAGUCGAGUGAUGAAGACGAGGUCGUGCCGCCGGUACCGGCGGUUCUAUCCGGAUUGAAGGGUUCGACUUCGGCGCCUGCAGCUGCUGCUGCUCGGAGUAUGGCCUUGGGCACUAUGCGUGACAGACAGGUGUCGAUUGUUGAAGAGGAGGAAGGGCGAUAUGUUAAUAGUAAUGGUAAUGCGCGUGGUAGCGUUGGAUCCCUUGGUGGUCAUCACAAAUUGUCGAAGACGGCGAGACUCGGUUCUGCAAUCGCGCCUCCGCAAGCCGACAACGACGCGGCAGCUGGAAACGAAGAACUUCGCCGUACCCGCUCCGGGCGCGGUCAGAUCUUGCCUACAUCUCAGACGGCUCCUAAUGUUCAGACUUCGGAAAUUCCCGCCGCCGCCACUACCGAGCAGCACCGCCCUAAGCGAGGCCUGAUGUCCGUUUUCUCGCGUAAGAAGCAUCACCAUCAACACGUCCAGGAAGGUGCCGACGCCAUCGCUCGCCCGGAAGCCCCAGUGGAGAGUGCUGCGAGGAGAGACUCCAAGCUAGAACGGAGCAAAGCCGAGUUACAAGGGCUGAGGAACCAAGGCCAAGUCGAUCAGGAUCAGGAAGUCGAUGUUGCCGAGGAAAGGUUGCGGACUCCCGCUACCAUCGACACCAUGACCACCUCUGAUAUCAGCCCCAGAACCCAGCCUCAUCCCCGACUCCAAAAACGGGGAUCCAGAAUGCCUAGCUUCUCCCUCCCCGGCCGAAGCGAAAAAGCAUCCCCGCCACCAGUCGAAGAGACCAUGAACGGAGGCGGCAUCCCUAUGCCGGGAUUUAUUAGGAGAUCCGGCACCACCACUGAUGUCAGAAGUGGAAGUCUCGGCACGAGGUCCAUCAGCGGUGGAUCUGGUUUUGCCCCGACGAAUGGUGGUCCGUUUGCUGCUACUGCUUCUGCUGCUGCUGUUGCUCCAGGACUGGGUCCUAGGAGGGCAAGUACCGCUACUGCUUUGUCCGCAGCUACGGGCGCUGAGACGGCACUGCCUGAGAACAGGUCUGAAACACCUACCGGCGAGAAGGCAAAGAAAAAGAAGUUUGGUGGUGCUUUGAGAAGGAUGUUUGGACGGUCGGAUAACAAUAACGGUAGCGGGUAG